Gastrolobium bilobum is the source of this 1008-nucleotide messenger RNA. RefSeq lists its product as uncharacterized. The transcript is spliced from 3 exons. Gene Ontology annotation, biological process: Golgi to plasma membrane protein transport; Golgi to endosome transport; protein localization to Golgi apparatus. The coding region runs from base 421 to 879 and encodes 152 amino acids. Gene Ontology annotation, cellular component: trans-Golgi network; Golgi membrane. The record is from RefSeq and is a predicted model, not a curated record. NCBI's taxonomy places the organism in Eukaryota, Viridiplantae, Streptophyta, Magnoliopsida, Fabales, Fabaceae.
UCCCCACCCCCACUUCCUUGUGUCGUCGAUCUCAUUCAUUCUUUCCUCGAUUAGGUUUUCGGUACAAAUCACAACCUGUCAGAUUGUGCCUCCGCUUCAUCCGAAUCUCACGGUCUUGCAAGAAAGUAGGAAUCUUCUCCCCCGUUUUUCAAAUUCGAACUGUCUUGAUUUUCGAAUACUAUGGUGAUUUUUUUUUUUCAUCAAUAGUUAUCCCUUUCAGAACCCAAAUCUGAGUGCACAUGAAGCGUGGCUUGAGCUGGAAGCUUUUUUUAAGAGAACUGGGGUUUCUAAAUUUGAUUGCUUUUUUUAAUAUUGGGAAGUGGGUAGCAAUGCAAUAGUUUUAGGGGGAUUAGGGUUUGAUUCGUUUUGAAGGUGAAAGAAGGGAUUUAGGAGGAUUGGGAUUGUGACGCUGACGCCGUCAUGUUCUUUGGUUCGGUGAUAUGGGACCCUUGUCUUAUUGUUGCUCAAAUUGUUUGCAUCCAAUGCUUGUACUACAUCACUCUCGGCUUGUUCUUGUCCAUUCUAGUUGGAACUCACGUAUCUAGGAUGAGCCUCGUUUAUUUCUUCGAUUUUGUUACCAUCACUACUUCUACCCUCACUGGUUGGUGUGUCAUUGCUUCUUUUUUCUUCACCUCCAUUGCAGGGGCAGUGUAUAUGCUUUAUUUGAUUGAAAGGGCAAAGAAGUGCUUGGAUUUUUCUGCCACUCUGUACAUCGUUCAUCUUUUUAUAUGCAUUGUCUAUGGGGGUUGGCCUUCCUCUAUAACAUGGUGGAUUGUGAAUGUUAUUGGAAUUGCAGUGAUGGCUCUGCUAGGUGAAUAUCUGUGCAUCAGGCGUGAACUCCGGGAGAUACCGAUAACACGAUAUCGUUCAAAUGUUUGAUUGGCGUAAGUAAAUUGACUCUCGAAGUCAAGAAAAAGUUGUGAUACAGGAGAACUACAUUUUCCUUUGUAUUCUUCGUUAGUUGCUGUAGAGUUAAACAUAUAUAACUCAACAAGCCUAGGUAGACCA